UGGCAGAGAAGGCGUAAAAUCUUUUUCUCCCUGACGUGUACGAUCGUGAUUCAACAAUUAACUCCGUCCUUCUUCUUCUUCCUCUUGCGAUUCACUCAACCUCUCCGCCCAAUUUGGCCAUGUCCGCAUCGCCGUGGAAUUCAUAGACUCACUCUCUGCUCUCCAAUUCCACUAAGCAAUUCUUCUACAAAUGGCUGAAACUCCAAACGCCUCAACGUCCUCACCAAAACCCUCUACCAUGGACCCUCAAUCCCAGCCUUCCCAAAAUCCAAACCCAAACCCAAACCCAAUCCCUAAUUCAAAUCCCAACCCUUCAAUGUCAGCGCAAUCGCCUUCGAUCUCAAACUUCUCUCAACAACAAUCCCCUUCAAUUCACAAUAUCUCUUCCCCUUCUCUCCCCCCUCUCCCCCAAGACCCUCAGCAAUCGCAGCAACAGCAACCACAACAGCAGCAGCAGCAACAGCUUCAGCAACAAUCACAGCAACAGCAACAAACGCAACAGCAGCAACAACAGCAGCAGCAACAGUCGCUUGUGAUGCAGCAGUCUCAGGGGAUGACCAUGAACCCUAUGUCCCAAUUCCAACUCCAGCAGACCCUCCAGCGGUCCCCUUCGAUGACGCGGGUCAAUCAAAUGCAGUCUCAGCAGCAGCAGCAGCAGCUUGGCGUUAUGCGGCAGCAGGCUGGGUUGUACGGCGGCCAAAUGAAUUUCGGCGGUUCUGCUUCGGCGGCAGCUCAGCUGCAGAAUCAGCAGCAGCAGCAGCAACAACAGCAGUUGGGAGGGUCGAGUCUUUCGCGCUCGGCUCUGAUGGGGCAGAGUGGGCACUUCCCUAUGUUGUCUAGUGCUGGAGCAGCGCAGUUUAACUUGUUGUCCUCGCCAAGGCAGAAGGGUGGGCUAGUCCAGGGAUCGCAAUUCUCAUCAGCUAAUUCUGCUGGACAGCCACAUCAAGGAAUGCAAGCAAUGGGGAUGAUGGGGACGCCAAAUCUCAGCUCGCAACUAAGAGCUGCUAAUGGAGCCAUGGCAUAUGCUCAGCAAUUGCGAAUAAGUCAAAGUCAGAUGAGGCAGAAUUCACUUAGCUCUCAGCAGGUUCAAGGCUUACGGUCGUCGUCAUCCUUGGCCUUUAUGAAUUCCCCGUUAUCUGGCUUGUCUCAGAAUGGACAGCCUGCAAUGAUUAAUUCUUUAACACAGCAACAGUGGUUUAAGCAAAUGCCUGCAAUGUCAGGUCCUGGCUCACCAUUGCGUCUUCAACAGCAGAGGCAGCAACAACUGGCUUCACCUGCGGCUCAACUGCAACAAAGUAUUACCUUGAAUCCACAUCAAUUGUCCCAGUUAAUGCAGCAACAAAAACCAAUGGGGCAGCCUCAGCUGCAGCAACAGCAACUGCAACAGCAGCAGCAGCCACCCCAGCAGCAGCAGCAGCAACAACUUCUACAGCAGCAGCAGCAACAACCGUCUCAACUUCAAGCAUCUGUUCAUCAUCAUCAGCAGCAGCAGUCUCCAAGGAUGUCAGGACCCAUGGGCCAAAAGUCACUUAGUCUUACAGGAUCACAGCCAGAUGCUACUGCAUCUGGCGCAACUACCCCAGGGGGAAGCUCAAGCCAAGGAACUGAAGCGACAAACCAACUCCUUGGAAAAAGAAAGAUACAGGAGUUAGUUGCACAGGUUGAUCCACAGUGUAAGCUGGACCCUGAAGUUAUAGACCUUUUUUUAGAGCUUGCUGAUGACUUCAUUGAUGCAGCGACAACACAUGGUUGCAUGUUGGCAAAACACAGAAAGUCAUCCACUUUGGAGUCCAAGGAUUUAUUGCUACACCUAGAGAAAAAUUGGGAUUUGAAGAUACCAGGAUAUUCAAGUGAAGAUAAAAAGAAUCAAGGCAAACCUCUACAAAAUGACCUACACAAGAGGCGCUUGGAUAUGAUUCGUUCAUUGAUGGAAUCAUCACAUGCCGAACCAAGUAUGAACAAUUCUAAAGACAUAAGUAGACAGGGCAUUCCUAACCCUGUUGGUGGCCACCACCUAAUAAGGCCCCUGGGUUCAGAGCAAUUGCUUUCUCAUUCAACUAGCUCUCAAAUGCUACAGCAAAUAACAAGGUUUCAAUAGUGAUGAUCGUAGUUCUUGGCUUCAAGCUUUUUGUUUUAACGGCCUCUAUAUUGGUUGGAAGAGUUUGCUUGCUGUAACAGAUUAGCUUACAAGGGAAUUGUAAUUAUUCAGUUUUUAGGUAUGAAUUAGGUGUUAAAGGAUCCCCAGUAACUGGCAACAUCCUCUUCCAUCUCCUCAAUAGUCGUCCCCUUUUAUCUUUUUUCCACUGUUUGAGCCAAUUUUAUUAUGGAUUUGUAUUGUUGCCUGCCUAGUUCAGUUGUAAUUUAAGCAUGCUUUAUUGAUUGGAUUUACUUUUUAUUUA
This is a messenger RNA of Arachis duranensis, 2399 nucleotides long. Its product is annotated as transcription initiation factor TFIID subunit 12b. Gene Ontology annotation, biological process: DNA-templated transcription initiation; RNA polymerase II preinitiation complex assembly. NCBI's taxonomy places the organism in Eukaryota, Viridiplantae, Streptophyta, Magnoliopsida, Fabales, Fabaceae. Gene Ontology annotation, molecular function: TBP-class protein binding; DNA binding; protein heterodimerization activity. Gene Ontology annotation, cellular component: SLIK (SAGA-like) complex; SAGA complex; transcription factor TFIID complex. The coding region runs from base 191 to 2098 and encodes 635 amino acids. The transcript has 9 exons. The record is from RefSeq and is a predicted model, not a curated record.